GUUUUCAAAUAAAUAUGCCGGGAUCAUCGUGGACUGUUGUAAAAUUCAACAAAGAAAAUUCAGUUGAAGCCGUACCAACUGCAUGGAUUAAUAAUAAUCGUUGUUAUUGGCCAUCUUUCCAACAAGAUAAAGUAAUAGCAGCAAUUCGAAAAAAUGAAGAGCCGGAUAUACAUUGGCCUUCAUAUGGAAUAACCAUUUUUCGAAAUAGCACUUACAAUGAUUACAUAACAGCAAGGGAGAAGUGUAAAAAAGCUGAAAAUACAUCAGAUUUAAACUCGGAAAUGUCUGGUGAAGAGAAGAAAAAGAGGAAAAUUAGGAAAAAGCAAUUUUUUUCUUCUUCUUCAGAAGACGAAUGCAGAUACAAUUUUGUGCCGACACCUCCUUCUUUGAAAGACAAUUAUGGACAAGAUGAGGUAAGAGAAAAUACCGAUGAAGAAGUUGCAAUAACACAAGAUGCAAGAAGUAACACAUCAAGAAGUUCAUGUUCUGGAGAGUCUUUUCAACAUAAUUUGUCUCUGAAAAAGCUCGAGCGUAUAAAAGCUAUAGACAAACAGGUAGCUGCACAACAGGACAAUAAUUUUGAGGUCAAUUGUGUUAAU
Molecule: messenger RNA, 599 nt
Organism: Nylanderia fulva
Lineage: Eukaryota; Metazoa; Arthropoda; Insecta; Hymenoptera; Formicidae
Source: RefSeq, a predicted model, not a curated record